CAAGUACCGGGGACCUAAUUAAAAAUCCCAACUUAGUUUAUCCUUUUGCAUCAAGCCUUUAACGGCCUCGGUUCACUUUAAGUCGACCUUGUGAAAGGAGGACAAUUCAAACAUUUUGCACGGUCAGAGAAGUUUAGAAAAUGCCUCUGGAGCGUCUUGAAGAAGAAGGUCUUGAGAAAAUUCCCAACUUAAGAUUAGCGCAAUGGGUUUUCCGGGCUGGAUUAACUAAGACUCCCGAUACGAUGCGUAAAGAACUUAUGGCAAAAAUUACCAAGUGUAUACAAGAUGAUAAUAUGGCUGCAUAUUAUGAGGUUGUCUGUAAAGAACUUGAUCUUCCAGUUGAUCAGCAAGUUUUAAAGUCAAUGCAAGCGGUGAAUGAAGCAAAAAUCAAGGAAUUGGAUGCAAAAAUCAAAGAUGCUGAAGAAAACUUGGGUGAUACAGAAGUGAGAACGGCUAUGAUGGAAAAAGCACAUUAUCUGAGUAAAAUUGGUGAUAAGGAAGGAGCUUUAUCACAAUUUCGGCUUAUUUUGGAUAAAAGUUUAAUGCCUGGCUUCCGAUUAGAUACAAUCUUUCAUAUUAUACGAAUUGGUUUCUUUUUCGGUGACAGAGACUUGAUUACAAAAAAUAUAGAAAAAGCGAAUAGUUUAAUUGAAGAAGGAGGCGAUUGGGACCGAAGAAAUCGACUCAAAGUGUAUCGCGGCUUGUACAGUAUGUCAGUCCGGGAUUUCGGUGCUGCUGCUAAGAACUUUCUCGAUGCUGUUGCCACAUUCACUAGCUAUGAAUUAAUGGAUUAUAAAACAUUUAUCAUAUACACCGUUAUGGCUGCUAUGAUUGCUCUUAAACGUCCAGAUCUUCGUGAAAAGGUUGUUCGUGGUUCAGAGAUUCAAGAAGUCUUGCAUGGUUUACCAAAUGUUCGGGAAUAUCUGAUGUCUUUAUUCGACUGUCGUUAUGCUGAUUUCUUCCGUUCCCUUGCUGGAGUUGAACAGUUUAUGAGCUGUGAUCGAUAUUUACAUUUGCAUACAAGUUAUUAUGUACGUGAAAUGCGUAUUCAUGCACUCAGUCAACAUCUGGACUCAUACAGUAGUUUGAGUUUAGAAAGUAUGGCUACUUCAUUUGGUGUAACUCCAGCAUUUUUGGAUAAUGAAUUAUCACGUUUCAUAGCCAGUGGUAGACUGGCUUGUAAAAUGGAUAAAGUCUCUGGUAUUAUUGAAACAACACGUCCAGAUAAUGUGAAUUUCCAGUAUCAGUCAAUGAUUAAACAAGGCGAUAUUCUGUUGAAUCGUAUUCAGAAGCUCAGUCAAGUGAUAAAUAUUUAAUGAAGAGUGUGUACUGCCUUUCCUCUUUUUAUUGUUGUUAUGUGUAACAGAAUAUCACUAGUGACCUUAUUGCACUGCACUGUACUGUAUGUUUUUAUGUAUGUAUGUAUGUACCUUUUUGCUUGCGUAAUGACACACAGAAAAAAAAUAUACUUCUCAAAUGGUUUCGUUUUGUAUCAGUUAUAUAUAUGUAUAUAUAGUCACUACUGUAUCUUCACUUUUCGACUCAAUGUAUACGUGGGAUCCUUGUCCAUUGAAUUUCAAGGUGAUAAUAGAAAUGGGAUCAAAAAAGAGAGACAGCAGAAGAAAGCCACAGCAUACAUAAUCUUG
Molecule: messenger RNA, 1646 nt
Organism: Trichobilharzia szidati
Lineage: Eukaryota; Metazoa; Platyhelminthes; Trematoda; Strigeidida; Schistosomatidae
Source: the annotation of a GenBank genome assembly